UUCCAUACAAAAUUUUUGAAAAUGUGGUUCAAUGAUUACUAGCGCCUGUGGAAGAAAGUGGUAAAUAGAACUCAGUUAGCGUAGCGACAUCUUCCGUCAGAUGGCUUGAACUACCAUUUUUGUACAUAGAAACUAUGGCCAUCUACAUAUUUUUGUUAUAAAAAUGAGUAGCACCUGUCUUUUUUGAAGUCUACUUUUUGACGUUUUGGAAGAAAAGAAUUCUUUCAGAAAAAAAAAGUAUUUUAAAAUGUUUGUUCGAAAUAAAAUAUCGAGAUGCAAUCGUGGAAUCGUUUUGGAUGGAAGGACGUCAAAAUGCCGUCGCCCGAACAGCCAAAAAGUUUUUGUGGUGUGGAGCCUGGAGCGAAAAUCGGAGCUAAUCAUCAAUUAUCUUGGGUUCGGUGGUUGGCGAUGGUUGUGUUAUUCCACAGAAGUCGAAUAUAGAGAAAGUUCUUGUUAAAAAAGCUCAUGGGGAAAAUGAUGAAACAGAAAAAAUCGGAGACAAAGCUUACAUCCUCAACAACGACACAGAAGAGCUCUUCGCAUCCGAUUCAGAAGAUGAAUUACCAACGCAAUCGACAAAAACAGAAAUUCCAAAAAUGAUGAGACUAUCACAUCUAAUCAAUGCGGACGAAAGCGAUUACAAUUCAACAACCAGUGACGAAGAUGAUGAUUCACACCAAGGCUCUCCAAUACCUGAUGAUGCAAAUAUAUUUUUAUCCGAAGUCUUGGACUCUUUGGUUCGUGGAAUUCAACUCAAAUCCAAUCCGGAUUUCUUGAUUCUUGAAAUCAACUCAUCUCGCUAUGCCUACAAUAUGUCUUUAAAGGAAGUAAAUUUCAAUAUCGUCAAAGCGGUAUUCAGUUUAGAUCCAAUUAAAGAGGCAACAACAACAAAUGUCUUAAGUGCCAACAAUCAGGUAUUGGGUCGCUUGGGUAUGGUUGUUUCAAAUAAUAUAAAAAGCGAUGAUACUAUGUUGGAUUGUUUGAAGGCAAUUCAGGAAUACUGUGAAGAACAACCAGCUCUGAGAGCCAAGGUUGCCCAGAUUAUUCAUUAUCUCUAUGAUAAGGAAUUUGUGUCUGAAGAAGCUAUCCGCAUGUGGCACAAUGAGUUGGAUGAUGAUUCAGAGUGGUUGAAAGCACCAUUGCAGAAACUCAUAGAAUGGCUAGGUCAAUCCAGCGAAGGCAGCAGUGAAGAAGAAAACGACGAUUAA
Molecule: messenger RNA, 1208 nt
Organism: Episyrphus balteatus (marmalade hoverfly)
Lineage: Eukaryota; Metazoa; Arthropoda; Insecta; Diptera; Syrphidae
Product: translation initiation factor eIF-2B subunit epsilon-like
Exons: 5
Coding region: 597-1208 (203 amino acids)
Cellular component (GO): eukaryotic translation initiation factor 2B complex
Molecular function (GO): translation initiation factor binding; translation initiation factor activity; guanyl-nucleotide exchange factor activity
Source: RefSeq, a predicted model, not a curated record